Messenger RNA from Athene cunicularia (burrowing owl), 2225 nucleotides. RefSeq names its product phosphatidylinositol 4-phosphate 5-kinase type-1 alpha-like. The transcript has 15 exons. Lineage: Eukaryota; Metazoa; Chordata; Aves; Strigiformes; Strigidae. The record is from RefSeq and is a predicted model, not a curated record. Bases 36 to 1649 code for a protein of 537 amino acids. Gene Ontology annotation, molecular function: phosphatidylinositol kinase activity. Gene Ontology annotation, biological process: phosphatidylinositol metabolic process.
GAUCGUCUACAUUCAAAAAGUCGCUCACCCCUGAGAUGCCGGGUGGUUCUGGGCAGCCAGGCUCGCAGACGAUAAAGAAAGGGCACAGAGGAGUGGACUCCACGGGCGAGACUACCUAUAAAAAGACGACAUCAUCUGCCUUGAAAGGUGCCAUUCAGCUGGGCAUUACACACACGGUCGGCAGCUUGAGCACCAAACCCGAAAGAGACGUUCUCAUGCAAGAUUUCUACGUAGUAGAAAGUAUUUUCUUCCCAAGCGAAGGGAGUAACCUGACGCCAGCUCAUCACUACAACGACUUUCGGUUCAAAACCUACGCCCCAGUGGCCUUUCGCUAUUUCCGGGAGCUCUUUGGGAUCCGACCGGACGACUACCUGUACUCACUCUGCAACGACUCCGUUUCAAUCCAGGAAGGAGCAAAUAACUCCUGGAACUGGCGUGGGAAUAUCCAGAACGGCUUUGAAGGUGUUUCUUUGUCUUUGGCAUUUCAGAAUUUGAACCAGAACCCGAGGACGCUGCUGCCAAAGUUUUACGGCCUGUACUGUGUCCAGGCCGGAGGCAAAAACAUUCGCAUCGUCGUGAUGAACAACCUGCUGCCCCGCUCUGUCAAAAUGCACCUGAAAUACGACCUGAAGGGCUCCACCUACAAGCGCCGAGCGUCCCAGAAGGAGCGAGAGAAGGUUUUCCCCACCUACAAGGACUUGGAUUUCAUGCAGGACAUCCCCGACGGUCUCUUCUUGGACUCAGACAUGUAUAACGCGCUCUGCAAGACGUUACAGAGGGACUGCUUGGUCCUGCAGAGCUUUAAAAUCAUGGAUUACAGUUUGCUUGUUGCGAUUCACAACAUGGACCUGGCCCAGCGGGAGCACGCGCUGGCGGACGGGACGUCCCAGGCCGACAUGCGGCGCCCCGCUGCCCAGAAGGCCCUUUACUCCACGGCCAUGGAAUCCAUCCAGGGAGAGGCCCGGCGAGGUGGCACCAUCGAAACAGAUGACCAGAUGGGCGGCAUCCCAGCCCGCAACGCCAAGGGGGAGAGGCUGCUGCUCUACAUCGGCAUCAUCGACGUCCUGCAGUCCUACAGGUUUGUCAAGAAGCUGGAGCACUCCUGGAAGGCCCUUGUACACGAUGGGGACACCGUUUCUGUGCACAGACCCAGCUUCUACGCCGAAAGGUUCCAGCGGUUCAUGUGCAACACGGCGUUCAAGAAAAUCCCCCUGAAGCCUUCCCCCUCUAAGAAGAGCCGCUCUGGCACGGCUGUUCCUCGGCGGAGCUGUCAGGGAGGAGUGCCUUCCCAGUCGCACACGUCGUGCGAGACAAAAGCACAAGUAACGACAGAGGCGGAUGUAGAGCAAGGUUCCCACCUUGGUCGCCCAGAUCUCCUGCCCAGGACCCUGCCCGUAGACGAAGCCAACAGCGACUCCAUCGCCACAACCCUGUCCACGUCGUCCUUGGGCAGCGGCGGCCUCAACUCGCCCGCCAACAGGUCAGUGGGCGUACAAGUGCACAAAGCUGACAGCUCAGCAAAGGAUUUGACUAGAACAGCUCCUGGCAUCUUCCUGCCUAGCGGCUCCCCGGGGCCUUCCAUACCCGAGCGCUCCGCAGAGCUGAGAGAGCAGCUCGAAGACCUGCAAGAGACGGAGAUAAGCUUUUGAGGCGACGCCGAAACCGCUGCGAUGGAAGCAAAUUGUUCUGUGCUCUGCGUGGUCUGUGGAGUCUGACAAACGUUCAGCCCCUGUUGCUGAUUUUUUUUUUUUUCUUUUUUUUAAAAAGUAAUCUUCUCUGGACAGAAACCUAAAAGCUGGAAGGCUGGGCUAGACUUAGCAGGAUAGGAUUAACAAAGACCGAGGCAGCGCAGCUGAGCCUCGGACACCUGGAAGUCUCCUUAGAGCAGAGCCCGCCGCUGUGUCCCCGCUGUCCUCCUCCUGCGAGGGUGGCGGGAGGAGGAGGAGGAGCUGCUCCGCGUGGGCCGAAGGCCUCUGGAAAAGGGAUCUGACUUUCAGGGAGUUGGCCGCUUACGCUGCCGACGCCACAGACCUUGCGAGAACGGGCGACUCCUCGGAGUUCCUGGGCGGGAAACGGGCGUUAGAGCCUCGCUGGGGCAGCUUGCGACAGAGCGAUGUGGUUUUAUUUUGUAUUUUCAACAAGUUUUUAAUUUAAAUGUUUCUCUGAAUUCAGUCAUAUCACUUCUUUUUAGUCCUGCAAUACGGCAAUUUUUUUAAUUUUUUUUU